Molecule: messenger RNA, 1716 nt
Organism: Metarhizium album ARSEF 1941
Lineage: Eukaryota; Fungi; Ascomycota; Sordariomycetes; Hypocreales; Clavicipitaceae
Product: cystathionine gamma-synthase
Exons: 1
Coding region: 1-1716 (571 amino acids)
Biological process (GO): transsulfuration
Molecular function (GO): cystathionine gamma-synthase activity; pyridoxal phosphate binding
Source: RefSeq, a predicted model, not a curated record
AUGUCCGCACAGUCAGUUCUCAUCUCCCCUGGGCCCCUCCACGCUCUUCAGUUGUAUUGUAUUGCAUUGUGCUGUGUCGUCAGACACCAUUGCGGCGUGGCUAACUCGAGCUUCUGGACCGGGCAGCUCGCAGGAGCCGUUGCAGAGGCAGUCGGGCUCCAAGGCAAGGGAUGUAUGGUGUAUCUUGACCCCAUCAUGUGGAAGUACACAGCCAGCCAUGCUUCGCACCAGCAGCGCCAGCAGUCUGCCAUCUCUCCGGACAAGUUGACCUUCAAGGUGGUCGAUGUGGCCGGCCAUCGCCUCUACGCCGUGCUAUUCGAGCCCGAGCACAUCAAGGCGCUGAUGCUGAGCUGGGGCACUCCGGGGAUAGGACUCUCCAUCAGAGGGGCCGAGCAACUCUUGGGCGGCAUUGACACCUUGACCGAGGUGCCCUUUGAGAGUCCAGACGCUCCUCCGACGCCGACUUGGACGCCAGAGGCGCCCUCGCACGAGCUGCUGAGACGGCGCGUCGUGGAGCUGGUCCAACACGGCGCCAUCGACGCGCAAAAGACCACGUGCCAGCCCAAGGACGUCUUCCUCUACCCCAGCGGCAUGGGCGCCGUCUUCACGGCCAAGAACCUGCUGCAGGACUAUCGCCCUGGCUUCGUCAACGUCGAGCUGGGCAUCGUAUUCCACAACACGCACGACCUCCUGCGCGAGGAAAGCCCGGGGGGCUGGAAGCAUCUCCGCAAAGUCGACCAGGAGGGACUGGACGCCCUGGAGACAUGGCUCGAGGGCCAAAGGAGCCAGGGCAGCGGCGCGACAUUUGUGUUUGUUGAGUAUCCGGGCAAUCCAACCCUUGACACGCCCGACUUGCCGCGUCUGAAGCAACUUGUAAGUUACCCCCUCCCUCCGCGGGUCGCUCUUGCCCUUGCGGCCCGCUCUUGCCUUUGCGGCCAAACAAUCUCUGUGCUCACGCUCUCGCUUCUCCUCUUCGUCCAGUCCGAAAAGUACGGCUUUGUCUUGAUCGUUGAUGACACCCUCGGCUCCUUUGCCAACGUCGACGUCCUCGCUCAGGGCGAUCUGCUGCUCACCUCUCUCACCAAGUCCUUCAGCGGCAGGUCGGACGUGCUUGGCGGCUCUAUCGUGCUCAACCCUCUCUCACCCCACUACGCUGAGUUAUCCAGGCGAUUCACCGAGGCUCACCGCAAUCAGCUCUUCGCCGCGGACGCCGAGGUGCUCCUGUCCAACUCGCAGGACUACUUUGAGCGGACGGCGCGUCUCAACGAAAACGCGCGCACCAUGGCCGAGUUCCUCCACCAAAGCAUCGGUCAGCCCGACUCGCCCGUCGUCAACGUCCAGUAUCCGAGCUUACUCCCAACCAAGGCCAACUACGACGCCUUCAUGCGCCGUAGUACGCCGGAGCUCCCGACCCCAGGGUACGGAUGUCUCUUGACAGUCGAGUUUGACAGCGUCGAGACGGCCAGGGCGUUCUACGAUCGCUGUGGCUUCUACCCUUCUCCCCAUCUCGGCGGCCACGUCACAAUCAUGCUUGCGUACAAUAUGUUCAUGUUUGGCAAGGACAGGGACGAGGCGGCGGUGUUGCGGCCAUGCGGCAUCAAGGAGGAGAGCGUUCGGAUAUCGGCAGGCUUGGAAGACGCCCAAGACUUGUUGGAUACGCUCCAGGAUGCUCUCAAUGCAGCAGUUGAGGCGAAGAGGGGAAGCAAGACUCUGUAG